Molecule: messenger RNA, 392 nt
Organism: Ilex paraguariensis (yerba mate)
Lineage: Eukaryota; Viridiplantae; Streptophyta; Magnoliopsida; Aquifoliales; Aquifoliaceae
Source: the annotation of a GenBank genome assembly
GUAUGGCUAAGACUCGAGAGACUUCUUUAGCAGCAUCUAGGCAAACCACUAGGAGUGACAAAGGCAAGGGAAAGGCGAAUACGAAUGAGAAAAACCCCGAGGUGCUGCCAGAGUCCAAGUCUAGGAAGAGGCAUAGGGCUUCCUAUGAGGCUAUUAUAGCAGGUAAGGUUGCUACCUGUGAGUGUAUGGUGGACUAUAGGAGCCUAGGGAAGGUGGUGCCAGUUCAUCGAAUUGUAAAAUUGGGUCUAGAGUUUUUCUUUCAGAAGGUUGAUGGUUAUAUUUUGUCACUGUGUAGAGAGUUCUAUAGUGAUUUGAGAGAGGUGGAUGGGGACCUUAGGAUCUUGAGGAUGACAAUGAAAGGCCAGAUUAUACAAGUACACCUAAUACAAUAA